AUGGACCCCAAUCCAUUCUCUCCACUAGCAAGAGGCAGGAGAGGCAGGAGAGGCAGAGGGGGAAUUAACCCAUUUGCCAACAAUGACAAGAACAAACCGGGGGCAAACUGGAGGAACCAUCCAGACUUCGAAGAAGAGGAAGAACACAGGGAGGAAGUUCUGCCCAGGCCAUAUAGAAUGGAGCACAGGAUUGAGAACAUGCAGCUAGAACAAGGGCGAAAUCUGCAUACUGUCAAUGCUUUGAAUGACAUGGGGGCACUUCAGGGAAAUGAUGGAGCCCGAAGCCAGAAGAGGAGAAAGGCCUACCUAUAA
Prunus armeniaca (apricot) is the source of this 312-nucleotide messenger RNA. The record is from the annotation of a GenBank genome assembly. NCBI's taxonomy places the organism in Eukaryota, Viridiplantae, Streptophyta, Magnoliopsida, Rosales, Rosaceae.